AUGGCAGCGCCCUCGCAUUCCCACGAUGGCUUCAACGCCCAGGAGCACGGCCACUCGCACGAGAUUCUCGACGGGCCGGGGAGCUACGUCGGCCGGGAGAUGCCCAUUGUUGAGGGGCGCAACUGGUCGGAGCGGGCCUUUACCAUUGGCAUCGGAGGACCCGUCGGCUCCGGCAAGACCGCCCUGAUGCUGGCGCUCUGCCUCGCCCUGCGCCAGAAAUACUCGCUCGCCGCCGUGACAAACGACAUCUUCACGCGCGAGGACGCAGAGUUCCUCACCCGCCACGCCGCCCUGCCGCCCGCGCGCAUCCGCGCCAUCGAGACGGGCGGCUGCCCGCACGCCGCCGUGCGCGAGGACAUCUCGGCCAACCUGGCCGCCCUCGAGGACCUGCACGCCGCCUUCGCCCCGGACCUGCUGCUCAUCGAGUCGGGCGGCGACAACCUGGCCGCCAACUACUCGCGCGAGCUCGCAGACUUCAUCGUCUAUGUCAUCGACGUCAGCGGCGGCGACAAGAUCCCCCGCAAGGGCGGGCCCGGCAUCACCCAGAGCGACUUGCUCGUCGUCAACAAGACGGACCUGGCCGCCAUCAUCGGCGCCGACCUCGCCGUCAUGGAGAGGGAUGCCCGCAAGAUGCGCGAGGGCGGGCCCACCGUCUUUGCCCAGGUCAAAAAGGACGUCGGCGUCGACCACAUUGUCAACUUGAUCCUGAGCGCGUGGAAGGCGAGCGGCGCCGAGGAAGAGAGACUCAGCAAGGGCGGUCCCCGGCCGACGGAUGGCUUGGAAGCCUUGGGCACGGCCGCCUGA
Messenger RNA from Hirsutella rhossiliensis, 804 nucleotides. RefSeq names its product cobW/HypB/UreG, nucleotide-binding domain-containing protein. The coding region runs from base 1 to 804 and encodes 267 amino acids. Gene Ontology annotation, molecular function: nickel cation binding; GTPase activity. The record is from RefSeq and is a predicted model, not a curated record. The transcript is spliced from 2 exons. NCBI's taxonomy places the organism in Eukaryota, Fungi, Ascomycota, Sordariomycetes, Hypocreales, Ophiocordycipitaceae.